CUUUUGCAAUUAAUAUGCUGCUUUCGAAGAGCAUACAGCUGCUCUUUCACCUUCUUUUCGGUUUUCAAGGGUUUUUUUCGUAAGAGGAAGAAAAUGUUGAUCGAACAGCACCAGCCACAAGUCCCCAUGAUGAACAACAACAAAAAGAAGGGGCUCGUGACAUGGCGCCAGCAGCUGGAGACCUUGCAUGAAGUCGAAUCGCCGACACGCGACCGAAGCACGCCCUUGGUACGAGCGGGAGAACUGCACCGAUACAUUCCAGAGUCGCCGAUUUCCGUAACUCGAGGGUCGCCGUCGAUUGUCAACGUAUACUAUAGACCAACGUUUUUAGUAGUUUGCUGUUUGUUGUGGUUCAGUAUUUUCGCCAUUACGUUUGUGCUUGGCUGGUACUCACUGGCACUCACAGUGAAUGUGAAAGUGAGUAUCAAUAUAUAUACCUACGCAAAAAAAUAACUAGCCAACCAAAGAUGAUAAAAAAAAACACUCUGGUGGAGCACGAAUAGGUAUAGAAAAGAUUAUUGAUAUUGCAUAAACAGCACCGUGCAGGGGAGAACACGUCGCCCAUUUUUCCCGGAAUUCACGGAGAAGGUAUAGUGCCCACGACACCUAGUUCCCCAAUCCAGCCCGCUCUGGCCGCGGCUGGUUGCUCUCCGGCUGUUGCUGGGGAGCUGUACCACAGCUCGGGGCCCAGCUACAAUCACCUGCACGCGAAUUCCAGCACAGUGGACGGCAGUGCUCAUGGCUGCAUACCUCCGCAGCACCUUUUCGGGAAGAUUGGUGGGGGUUUUGCUUCUUUCGAGGCCAGCAGCGGCGGAGGAAAGUUGAUGGCAGGACCAGGAGCAGGUGGCGCCGGCUUCGCUUUGUCGUCUAGUACUAGUGCUGCAGGCACUGGGUCCUCGUUGGCGACUGCUGGACUUCGUAACAAUUCCCAUUUGACAACGCGGAACAAGACCACUAAGCAGAAGCCACCCGUUCGGCUCGCGAAUCUCGUUGUGGACAUGCCAAAAGUGGACCCGCUGGCCGAGACCACUGCGUCGCUGGUGCUCAACCAAGCUGAGGCGGAACGAACAAGAACGACGCAGGGUGAUCAGUGGCAAGAUGGCGACAUCAAGAACGAUACGUUGCCGCAUGAUCCGGAGGAUUUACUGCUGGAGGAGGGUGAAAGUAGAUGCCGUGUUGAAGGCGACGAGCAGUGCCGUAAUAAACACCUUGCCGCUUCAGGAGGACAUGGAGCUGGGUUUCAAAUGGCCUCAGGCACCUUUGCACCGUCCUCCACGGCCCUGGUACUGGAAAUGGCAAACGACAUGCACCCCGGGUCGCUGCUCGAUGAGGAUGCAACUUCGGCCACGACUGCCGGUGUGCGUAAGAACGAGAAGACGAAAUCGAUUCCGGGCAAACAUCAAGUAACUCCGGACUUGGCAGCGGUGGGGUCGAGUCUUGGAGGUUCCUAUAGUUCUUCCGCGAGCCAAGAAGAACUCGGGCCGCUUCCGCUGGAGAACGACAAACAGAUUCAGGGGUUACAUAAAGAAUCUGCAGCCACCGGUUCUCGUCGCGGCAGUGCAGCGAGUGGCACUAAUCACUACAUUCAAGGGAACAAGAAUGGGCACCACGUCCAACACGAAGAGCAAAGUACCGCAGGAGCUGGAGGUGCUAACCGGAAGCAGAAAUUCCUUGACACCUAUCGGAAAAAUUUUCCAAAGGAGUUUACCGAAAAGUCAAAACGCACCAUCCGUCGACUUGAUAAGCUGAUUCAAAAUUCUGACCGCGUCUUUCAGAAUACGAUGGAGGAGAUUACGGACGCGAUGCUAAGCGAAACCAUGACCAGCACACUGCACAACUCGUCCUUUAUAAAGGAUGGGUUGGGAGUGGAAUCUUCUUCAUCGGCCGAGCAUGCAGCUGGCGCCGCAGCAAUUGUCUCAGGAAGCGGCGGCGCCGAUACUGUUGACGACGUCGAGGAGGACGUAGAGGCCAGCGAAAGCACGACCGUCGCCGCAGUUGAUGGAGGUCUUACGUCCGCCUCCAGCAGCAGCAACUCAGCUUCACUAGAUGAACAUGUGUUGACGCAGCGUCAAAAGGUAGAACAGCAAAAGAUUAAGACUGCGCACAUGCAGAAGGCAUUGCCGCACCAUCGCCGCGACCCCACAAGCAAUUGGAGUCCGAUCGACCGGAUGCUCUUUAUCAAAAAGCAGAAACAUCAGCGUCAGCAGAGCCGCCUAGAACCGAUUCCUUCCGACGAGAAAGAUGAAAUAAAAAUGAUGGGCAGCACUCUUGUCGGAACAACCGGGUUGGGCGGGGGCUCACAAGAAGUUCCAACGGGGGAGCAGCAGCUGCGAACGUGGAAAAGUGUGGGAGUGCAGACCCUCGCCACCGGCACCGCGGAAGAUCGCAAGCGGCUGCAGCUCGAGGAACUGCUUGCUGAGCAAGCCCGCACAGUCACCUCACUAGAAUCGGCUCGGCAAGGAGCGGAAGACGCACUGCGACAGCAAGAGGCCUCCUGGGCACAACAAGCCGCGACAUACCAGGAGCAGGCGACCAUCCAACAGAACACCAUUGAUACUGUAAAGCACAUGCUGCAGCAGGUGAUGCGCGAACACGAGCAAGAGCGUGCGAAGCUGGAAAAGGAAUGCGCGGAGGAGCGGGCGAAGCACCGGGACGCCGUUUUGCGGCAUCAGACGGCUGUGAAGGAGCUGACUCAGGAGCGAGACAACGUUCUGAAUCUGAAGGCCCAAGCCGAAGAGGAGCGCGAUCGCGUCAUGGUCAGCCUCGAGACGGAACAAGCUCUGUUGCUUGCGCGAGUAGAGACUCUGCAGCAGCAAAUGCGGGACCGCAACAAGCGAGACAACGGGUCGAGUUCCAUUUUCACUUCCGGUGCGGCGACCUUUACGGGUCGACAUCUGGUGUCGGGGGACAGUGACCGCAGCAAGUCCACCGCCAUGAUGAAGGGGAGCCUUUACAAGAGCCCGUCCAGAAGCUCCAGUAAGAAACUUUUAAGCAGUACGUUGACCGACCUUCCUUCUGCUUCCUCAGGAGGUCAACUUGGAUUGGACAUCGUUUUACCGGACGGGGGCCGCCAAGGAGGUGCCGAGACCCCCAGUACAGCCACCGCGUGGCGUCACUCAAAGAAAAUUCGCGACAGCGGCACGGUAGCCGUUUCAUCAAAGCGGGGCGUGCCCCAUAACGACACGACAUCUUCUGGCACAACUGUGAAUAAAGCUGCCGUAGUCCUCGAAACUGGCGGAGGACGCGGGGAUGUUGAAGCCGCAAGGGCAAACUCUGCAUCAUCUCAGUGGUCUGCCGUUGGGGUUGGGGAGCGACGCAAUAUUUCUGCGGCGUCCGGAUGCGACCUAGAAGGGACCACAAAAGAUGGCGACCACGACAUCGACACCAGCAAGCGGGGAGUAGUUCCCACUGCGUUCAAAGCAGAUGAUCUUGCACUAAACUCGGAAGCGAUUGGGUUGCGGUUUCGCGACGACCACCAACGGAAGGUUAGAUCGGGGAGAAGCUCCUCCCCACGCGCACGCCUGGGGCAUCUUCAUGCAGCGGCUGCGAAGGAUCUCCAGGCUUCUCUCGACGUUGCUAGUAAUACUAAUAACACGAAAGGAAUCCCGGCUGCCGAAGCGCCGACGUUGGUCAUAGCUACCUCUAACGUGGAGCCCAGGCGAGUGUCAUCAACUGCUGCUGGCAACAAGUCCAAGGCGGCGCUGGACCAGCGACGCUCUCCGGCAAAAGAUUCCAACCCCUUGAAUCGGCUCGGCACAAACUUCUAUGCAACGUCUGAACGCGUGAAAGCCGACGAGAAUCUUCAUCAGCAGCUUGUAAAUCGGCAGCCCGCGGCCGGGGGAAGGUCUUCUAGCACUUCAACUAGCGCAGCGUCACCCAUUGCAACACGAAACAGCAAAGUAACUACAAAGUUUCCUCCUCCAUCUCUCGCGCAACUCAGUGAGCAAGUAGGAGUCGGGGUGGCGGCGAGCGCUUCUUCACCCUCACUGAACAAAAGAGAAGACACAUCCCGAUGUGACGAAUCCUCGAAGCAGAUCGAGGUCUCAGCGAACAGCGCGAGUACUAGGCCCGCGGUGGGUUCCUCGUCCACCCUGAUUGAAGCUCAUCAAACCGCAUCUUCAUCCACAUCAGUCACUAAUUUGUCCCCCGCGCGCGGUAGAGCAGCCCGGUCGGCGUUGGCACCAGCUAGAACCACGGCAGAAGUUGUUGACGCAGAAACUCUCGAGGAAUUUGCGGCGCCGGACCCACAAAAUCUUGAGAAAAACAUGGUUUUCGACAAGAAUUUGCCGCGCAGACCGCACCUGCGAGGCGGUAGAGGAAGAGCGUGACACAAGUAGUGAAUGAGAAUUAUCGACGAUAAGUUUAAGUUACUACUAGCGCUUUAUUUCUCUUCUGUGGAAAGAAUGCUCUAGGUCUAGCUCUAUCCUCUAUGCUGCUGCUGCCGGUAGCGGUAGUGAACCUGUGUGAGCGCCGUAACCCAUCUACUAAUGUGCUCCUGGCCCGGCGAUAUGCCACUGUGUAGAUAUGGUACUAGAGGUAGAGGAGCAGACGACCACUUUACACACGCACACAAGAUUUCCAGGAAAACCCAUCGAGCUGCAGUGUCGAGUUUAGCGCGACAGUUUUGAAGCUGACCAACCAGCCUUGACAGAGUUAUGAGUUUACUCACAUUUUUUAUGACAUCCACUAUCUAGCUGAUGCUUAAGUACAUUAUCUUCAAGUCUUCUCAAACUCGCUGUGCUUGACGUCGUCUUCUUGUCUAGCUACCAGCAUUAAGAGUCUGUACGGUAGUCAUGGACGGUCGAUGAAUCAUGUCAUACCUUGCUUUGCGUCUCCCUGGGUCGUAUGAUCUGAGUAGUCAGCUAUGUGCCAAUCGGUUCAGCGCGGGCGACACCGCCGCGUCAUCGUGAGAGAGCUCUAGCACGGACUUAAGUGUAGUUUUAGUUUUUCCUUUUGACUGUAUGAAAAUGUUGAUUGAAUGGCCGCUCGAUAAAUAAAUAUUGUAUCCUACGCUCCUUACUUGUUGCGGACCAUUUGGCUUGUUUCUGACCGCAUAGUUGCAGUAUUGUUUUAUUCGUUAAGUACAUGUCACCAACUACAUAAAUAAAAAUGGCUAAACUGCUUCGUUCUGUACUUUCAGUAUUCUUGGUUGAGGCUUCGCAGAAUCAGGUCGUGGUCAAGUCCAGUGUUGAU
Molecule: messenger RNA, 5193 nt
Organism: Amoebophrya sp. A120
Lineage: Eukaryota; Dinophyceae; Syndiniales; Amoebophryaceae
Source: the annotation of a GenBank genome assembly